ACUUCAAAUAGGUUCGAAAACUGUUCAGCUUUGUCGUCAUUCACGUUGGAAUGUUGGAAACCUUAAAAAAACUAGACUUCUCAUUGGUCAGAUUUUCAAGUUUUCUGACGCGUGUGGCUAAUCCCAUGUCCUGUGAAAUCGUUGGAAAUCGCCGUGACCUGCUAUGCGAAUAAGAUGACUGACUAUCUGUGAUUACGAAGAGCUUUGGCGCUGAAUUUGGAAACUUGAUUAACCUGUUUAUGUCGUCAGUAGAGAAUUAACAAUUAUUUCAGUGUUGAGGUGAUUAAUCAAAUGUCUUUAUGCUAAAAUAUAGUGGCAUAUAUAUUGCUUUUGUGCAAAGAAGGCGAGCAGUGUGGAAAUGAGACAUGGAAUCCAUUGGAUCCUGGUGUAUACAUUGUGUACCUCGAAAAAGGGUGUGUACGUCCAGGGUUAAAUUGAUAUGAAGUUAAUACACGCUUGACAAAGGGAACUCUGAAUAUUUCCAAUAUUAUUGUUCAAUAUAAUAAUUACCCUUAUGCCCUCAGCUACUGGUGGAAUAAACCCUAUAGGGCAGCAGAAGGGAGGGGCGAUUAUGCCCAGCAAUGAAGAAUGUGGAAUACGAGAUGUUUGGGGGCACAACUUAGAAGAAGAAUUUCAUACUAUUCGUCAAGUUGUGCAACAAUAUCAGUAUAUCGCUAUGGAUACAGAGUUUCCUGGUGUUGUUGCUCGACCUAUAGGUGAAUUCAGAACUAGUGCAGAUUAUCAAUAUCAAUUACUGCGCUGUAAUGUUGAUCUCUUAAGAAUAAUCCAACUUGGUCUUACUUUUCUGGACGAAUCGGGAAAUACACCGGGAGGUAGUUAUACUACAUGGCAAUUUAAUUUCAAAUUUAAUUUGCAAGAAGAUAUGUACGCUCAGGACAGUAUAGAUAUGCUACAAAACAGCGGAAUUCAAUUUAAAAAACAUGAGGAAGAAGGUAUCGAUCCUCUAGAUUUUGCAGAGCUUCUUAUGACAUCAGGCAUUGUCCUGGUUGAUGAUAUAAAAUGGCUAUCUUUUCAUUCGGGAUACGACUUUGGUUAUUUGCUUAAACUUCUUACUGAUCAAAAUCUUCCGCAAGAAGAAAGUGAAUUUUUUGAGCUUCUUAGGAUAUUUUUUCCAACAGUCUACGAUGUUAAAUAUCUCAUGAAAUCCUGUAAGAAUUUAAAGGGGGGCCUACAGGAAGUAGCUGAACAAUUGGAACUUCAACGAGUUGGGCCGCAACAUCAAGCUGGUUCAGAUUCUCUUCUUACCGGCAUGGUUUUCUUCAAAAUGCGAGAGAUGUUUUUCGAAGACAACAUCGACGAUGCGAAAUAUUGCGGUCAUCUAUAUGGUUUAGGAACGUCCUUUGUUGUAAAUGGAUCUGGAGGAUAUUUGGAUAGUAAUGGUGACAACUCCUCAUCUUCGUAAUAUAGGAAUCAGCGUAUCGCGUCCACCACAGAUUAUUUGAUAAUAAUUAUAAAUAAUGAAAAAUAACGAUUAUAAUGGAUAAAUGAAACACAUUGAAAAGUAAUUAUUACUACAAAUAAAAUAUACAAAAAUUCUUUAAAUGAAAAUCAUACGUAAUGUAUAUUUACAUUCUAAUUAUAAAUUUUAAAAAAAUAACUUGUUAGUACUGUGUAAGCGACAUUUUAAUAGACAAAUAUUCUCACGAAUA
Messenger RNA from Cephus cinctus (wheat stem sawfly), 1670 nucleotides. It is a transcript of the gene Pop2, whose product is annotated as CCR4-NOT transcription complex subunit 7. The record is from RefSeq and is a predicted model, not a curated record. Gene Ontology annotation, molecular function: nucleic acid binding; poly(A)-specific ribonuclease activity. Lineage: Eukaryota; Metazoa; Arthropoda; Insecta; Hymenoptera; Cephidae. The transcript has 8 exons. Gene Ontology annotation, cellular component: P-body; CCR4-NOT core complex; CCR4-NOT complex. Bases 515 to 1423 code for a protein of 302 amino acids.